AUGGGCAAUUGUGUUUCAAAAGACGAACAAAGACAACGAAGUAAUGCCAUCAAUCAACUUAUUAAAGAAGACGAAAAGAAACUAAAAAGCGAGGUGAAAUUACUUUUAUUGGGAGCAGGAGAGUCAGGAAAAAGCACCAUCCUAAAACAAAUGCGACUAAUUCACGCAACUGGCUUCAGUGCGGUUGAACGUGAAACCUAUCGGUCAAUAGUAUUCACGAAUAUAAUGCAAUCAAUGAGACUUGUAUUAGAAGCAAUGGAAUAUUUUCGGAUACCCUUAGGAGAUAAAAAUAAUAUGUCGUAUCUUCCUUUAUUUAAUGAUUCACCAGAUAUCACGGAAGGUAAUCCUUUUCCAAGCAUAUAUCUUGAUCCUCUGAAAUCACUCUGGGCUGAUAGUGGAGUACAACAAUGUUAUGAAAAAGGAAAUCAAUACGCGCUACACGAUAAUAUGAAUUAUUUUUUCGAAUCAUUAGAUCGCGUGUUUGCGUCUGAGUAUAUGCCAAAUGAUCAAGAUAUUUUGAGAUGUCGGAUGAAAACUACUGGAAUUGUAGAGACAACGUUCCAUUUGGGACCAUUGACAUAUCGAAUGUUUGAUGUGGGUGGACAACGAUCUGAACGGAAAAAAUGGAUUCAUUGUUUUGAAGAUGUUACAGCGGUCUUAUUUUUAGUUGCAAUUAGUGGAUAUGAUCAAUGUUUAGUCGAGGAUAAAGAUGCCAAUCAGAUGCAAGAAGCAUUAAUGCUGUUCGACUCUAUAUGUAAUUCACAAUGGUUCACAAAUACUUCGAUGAUUCUAUUCCUAAACAAAAUCGAUAUAUUCAAAGAAAAAAUUCGUGUUUCCCCUAUUAAUAAAUAUUUUCCGGAUUAUCAAGGACAAAAUAAUAAUUUCAAGCAGACGUCACAGUAUUUCAAACGACGAUUUCAACGGUUAAAUCGUAGUGAGUUAAAAGAAGUAUAUUCUCAUUUCACUGACGCUACUGAUACAAAUUUACUGCGACAUAUAAUGAAUAGUGUUACUGACAUUAUAUUGACUCAAAAUCUAAGAGAUUUAGCUAUAUAA
This is a messenger RNA of Ambispora gerdemannii, 1056 nucleotides long. Lineage: Eukaryota; Fungi; Glomeromycota; Glomeromycetes; Archaeosporales; Ambisporaceae. The record is from the annotation of a GenBank genome assembly.